Messenger RNA from Closterium sp. NIES-65, 3295 nucleotides. Lineage: Eukaryota; Viridiplantae; Streptophyta; Zygnematophyceae; Desmidiales; Closteriaceae. The record is from the annotation of a GenBank genome assembly.
AUGAGUAAACCUCGAUGCUUAAGGGCGAAGGCGCGCCUAGCGAAAUGUGAAGCGAAACUCAAGGCCUACGCGGAUGGAAGGCGUUGUAAGAUGCAGGAGCAGGCGGGAAUCAAGGUGGAAAUGAACGGCGAAGCUCCCACAGGCUUCCUCUCUUCCAGGGUAAAGGCGCGGAAGGCUAAGACACGGCUGGCAAACAUUCUCUACCAGGGGUCCCGGUAUGAAGGGGCUAAGGAGGCGCUGAAAGCUGCGUCGGACUUCUACACAAACUUGUUUGCAGCGGGCGGGAACUCACAGCUGGACUGGGAGGUGGACAAGUGUCUCUCUCAGGAGGACGCGGCGGCGCUCAGUGCACCUUGGGAUGAGGCGGAGGUCAAACGCGCGCUGGCAGAAAUGGCGUCGGGCAAGACGCCGGGGCGUGAUGGCCUCCCGAAAGAACUCUGGGAGUCACAAUGGGAUCUGCUGGGGGGGCAGCUGAUGCGGUUUCUGAAGGACUUUGAGCGGACGGGGGUACUCUCCAGGGAGUUUUCAACUGCUGUGACUGUGCUUCUGCAUAAGAAAGGUGCCAAAGAUGACCUGCAGAACUAUCGCCCGAUUACACUGUUAAGCACAGUAUACAAGCUGAUUGCGAAGUUACUAGCAAACCGGAUAAAAAGCAAGCUGGAAAGCGUGGUGUCGACUGGGCAGUUUGGCUUCUUACCGGGAAGGAGCAUCGCUGGCGCGGUGGCGGUUGCAGCAGAUGUGAUUGAUGCCGCGAAUGCGGGAAAAGAAGACUUGCUGAUGCUCUUGGUUGACUUCCGAAAAGCCUUUGACUCGGUGGCGCGGGGGUAUCUGUUUGACGUGCUGCGGAAGAUGGGCUUCCCGGAGGCCUACGUGAAGUGGGUAGAAGGGCUGCAUCACGGCGCAGCAACUCGUAUCUGCAAUGACGGAUGGCUGGGUGAGGAGGUCCCGGUCUUGACUGGGGAGAGGCAAGGCUGCCCUCUCGCGCCGUACUUGUUCCUGUGCGCAGUGGAGCCGUUCUGCCAGGAGGCAAGGAGGAGAUGGUUAGGAAUCAAGAUUAAAGACGCGGGGAGGCUGACUUACCUGGGGUACGCUGAUGAUACUACCCUGCUACUCGACGGUCGUUCGCAGCUGGGAGACGCGGAGCUGCUGCUGAAGGAGUUUGAGCGGAUGUCGGGGCUAGCAGUUAAUUGGGACAAGUCGGUGGUGUUGCCGCUGGGGAGUCAGCGUGAUGAACCACCGCCAGCAGACGGGACCUUCAAGUGGGCAUCGCGGGAUGACCCGGAGCGCCUGCUAGGGGCUGGAUCACACCGGGAGGAGAUGCAAAGCCGUCUCAACGCGUACGUCAUGCCCGUAGCGUUAUUCCAGGCCCAAAUCUAUCCCCCGCCGAACACGAUUUGGGAGGAGCUGAGGAGAUUGUGUCAUGCCUUUGUCUCCGGCGGGCGGGCGAGCUCGGAGCCUGGCUUCAUCCUCUGGAACGGGGACCUCAUGCAACUCAAAAGGGAAGAAGGGGGACUCGGAGUGAUAAACUUGAAAGACCGGCUGGACGCAGAGGCACUUCACUCGCUGGCGCAGCUGCUCACGGAGGAAAUGCCACAGCGGCGGUUGUUGGCAGAGCGUGCGGCAAACCUCCCGCUCGGCUACGCCUCAAUCCUUGCGCAUGAGGCGCUGCUGAAAGCGUGGGGCACAGGAAGUGAGCGGUGGAAGGCAAUUACGGCGGCGGCAAUGGCGUCGCCAGCUAUCAAGAACCUGGCGGUGGGGAACAGAUGGGACAUUGAGAUGGAACGGGUGCUCUUCAAUAGACACAUCCUUCGUGAAGGCAGUUACCCCUUCGGACGGCGCAAAGGCGACGAAUGUCUGCACAUCAUCAUGGUGGGGGAUCUGCUCAUGAAGUGGGCGGAUGGCACCAGAAGUUGGAAGUCGCCAGAACUGCUGGCGCGAGACCUGGGCAGCAAGCAGGCAGCGGAAAUAGCGACGGCGAUCAGGGAGGCAUUAAGCGAUGAGUGGAAGGAGCGUAUCCUGAAACCGCUCACAACGGAGGAAUUGGCGGAAGCUACGACGGAGGUGAGAACGACGGUGAGGGGGAUGAAGAUGUGGCAGAUUCGCAGCGCCCGCGGCAGCCUUCUUUACUGUGUAAAGAUGAGUCUACGCGGCGAUGGGAAGACGUGGGUCGUGCCUGAGGGAGCGAAGGUUAAGGCACUAUCCAUGUCGGAGGUUACGCCGAUGGCGAUGAUGGGAGACGAGGUGAUUGGGGAGCUGGGCGUGGCGCGCAGCAGACUACUAAAAUCAGAGCUGUGCGAGGGCAAGACAGCAGCCUCACUGAAGCAGCUGAGAGUAGGACUGGGGGUGGGGCGUAAGCAGUCGGACAAGCUGCCUCGCCGUGCAGAGUGGGAGCAGUUGUGGGGGAAGAAGAUUGAUUGGGGGCGGGCGAUUGCGCGCAGGGACUCCCAUGUGGUUCCCGCAAGGGCGCGGGAUGUCCUGCUGCGCGCACACUGCUUCAACUUGCAAGUGGGGGACAGUUUGAAAUUCCUGGGCAUCAAGCGGAGGAAGGCGUGGAUCAAGAAGAGGCACGUGGCCAAGAAGCAUCUGGCCAAUGACGAAGUUGCAGCGUUGGAGAACGCCAGCACGAGGGUGGCCAGUAAGCUAACGCUCUUUGCUCACUUCCUCGCCACUGAUGCCAUGCCCUGGGCGCUUCUCUCUUACAUUCGCCUCACAGAGGAAGACACCUCUUCCUCGUCCCGCAUUUUCAUCAAGAUCAUGUUCCAGAGCGGUGCCACAGUGGGCUCUUUGCUCACAGAGUGGUGCCACAGUGGGCUCUUUGCUCACAGAGCGGUGCCACAGUGGGCUCUUUGCUCACAGAGCGGUGCCACAGUGGGCUCUUUGCUCACAGAGCGGUGCCACAGUGGGCUCUUUGCUCACAGAGCGGUGCCACAGUGGGCUCUUUGCUCACAGAGCGGUGCCACAGUGGGCUCUUUGCUCACAGAGCGGUGCCACAGUGGGCUCUUUGCUCACAGAGCGGUGCCACAGUGGGCUCUUUGCUCACAGAGCGGUGCCACAGUGGGCUCUUUGCUCACAGAGUGGUGCCACAGUGGGCUCUUUGCUCACAGAGUGGUGCCACAGUGGGCUCUUUGCUCACAGAGUGGUGCCACAGUGGGCUCUUUGCUCACAGAGCGGUGCCCCAGUGGGCUCGUUGCUCACUUCCUCGCCACCGACUCCAUGCCGUUGGCGAUGCGCUCUUGUAUUCGCCUCCAUGGGGAAGACACCCCCAGCACCGCCUCACACCCCACCUCCAAACUUU